AUGGCUAAAGAAGUUGCCAUGUGCACGCAACUCCAACAAUGGAGUCCCGUAAAAGAGACUCCUGGUGCACCAAGUAUACCGCCUCAAGUUGGGUACUGUUUUCACUCUCCGAAAAAACAUCCAUGGAGACCAAUAAUGGGAUACGAAGAGAUCGAAGUUACACCCAUGCCUUCCCAACCAAUUACUAAUACUAUGGUGGAUCCUUGUUAUACUCCAUCAGGAAUGGCCGCAGAACCAUUGCGUUUUCCUAACUUGGUAACAGGUUUCGACCGAAGCCCUGAGCAUGCAGCUCGAGCUGCUCUUUAUACACGAUACACUCAAAAUGAAUGGAAUCAAAAUAGCAUCAAGAAUUAUAAUGAGUCCGAUGCCAAAAGAAACUUUUCAGAACGUGUUAGGAACGACAUCAUGCGAAUGUUAAGAGAAACAGAUGAAAUUGGUACACAGGGUCAGCGAGAUUCUGGCAGAAGAAUUGGCGAAAGAAUAACGGAUACAACAUUUUGGAGAAAUGAGGUUUCAAUAGAAAUGGAGCGUCUGGUAUCGACGUGCGAAAAACUUAACGAUACAAGGAGGCAGUUGGAGAGAGCCAUUGCUGGGAUUGAGGGACCGUUACAUAUUGUUCAAGAAUGCCUUUACCAUCGUGAAAAACGACAAGGUCUAGAACAGGUCCACGAUGCAGUGGAACAGUCCCUGUUGAAAGAGGUAGCUAUUCUACGUGAAUGUCAAGAUAAAUUUCGAAAUAUGCUUGAAAAGGUACGGCAGCAGUCGAAGAACUGUCGCGCCACGCAGCACGAAUUAGAAACGGAUAUGCGCAACAAGGAGUACGCGCUCGGGAUCGACUCCAUGUGCCACCAACUUAAUAAUUUUUCGAAGGCGAGAAUCCGA
Brenthis ino (lesser marbled fritillary) is the source of this 882-nucleotide messenger RNA. The record is from the annotation of a GenBank genome assembly. NCBI's taxonomy places the organism in Eukaryota, Metazoa, Arthropoda, Insecta, Lepidoptera, Nymphalidae.